AUGUCUUCUGUGAGCCCACGGAAAUCAAUUGAAAGUGUAGCCUCGGGAGCCUCUACGCCGUCCUUAUCGCAACAUUCCUUUAACCCAAUUGAAUCCCCCCGGAUACCCGUUCAGAGAUACCCCCUGAGACGAGCAUCGACCGCGAGUUCCGUCGCAAGCAUUGGAGGGAUCCUUGAUUCUUCUCCACGUCAUGGAUCGAUAGCGGAGUCAGGACAAAACGCUAUCUCUACCCUCCUCCAGCCUCCGAUCGUCCGCACGGGAUUGAUUCCUCAUUCUUCAGUAGCAUCGUUCGGAUACAAACCCCCUAGCUCCCGCGAUAUUCCCCCGGUGACGUUGACAAAUAUUCCUCAUGUGGAUUCUAAGGUGUUCGCGCCAUACCUUUCACAAGUUGGAUCAUUGUAUGAUGUAUUCCAACAGGCUAAGGAGGGGACGGGCGAUCAGGAUUCGCAGCUAGCGCGGGCUGGUAAAACUUUUCCAAAGCCAGAUGAAUACGAGUCUUUACUUUCAAGAUCCCGAGAACGGCGACUAUCCGGCGUAUCGGCCAAUUCUCGCGCGACUUCACCGUACGAUACCAGAGGUAGGAGACGGUCAUUUGCUGGUCGGGGUCGCGGCCAGGCUAUCACCCCUCUCUCUACGAUUCCUCCGGUGUAUUUCGAGGAUGAUUUCCAUCUUGAGAACCCUCGGACAUUCGAUAUCGUUUCGGAAAAGUCUGAAGUUGUCACGCCGCCGAAGACCCCAAGCAAGGACGAUAAGCCAGAAAGUGUAACCGUGGCUGAGCCUGUCCGAACAGGUAGAAAGGCACUCGCUACAAACGCGAUUCUGCAAGAGAAGCUUUCGUGGUACAUGGAUACCGUGGAAAUCCACCUUAUCUCGUCGAUCUCCACUGCUUCAAAGUCGUUCUUCACCGCUUUAGGAUCGUUACGUGAGCUACAUUCAGAAGCGGCUGACUCGGUGAAGCGGAUUCAGAUUCUGCGAAAAGAUCUACAGAAGAUAGACCGGGAAAUGGCUCUGGGUGGGUUGAAGAUUGUUAAUUUGCGACGUCGACGAGAGAACGUCAGAAUGCUCGCCGAUGCGGUGUCACAGCUCAGAGAUGUGGUCCAAUCAGUCUCGCGCUGUGAAGAGUUAGUUGAUAAUGGGGAGAUUGAGGAAGCUGCAGACAGCCUUGAAGAGGUGGAGAGGCUGAUGGCCGGCGACUAUGUCCCUGAUGGUUCUACCAAGAACGAUGAAUCACAAGAACCACCCCGGAAAGCUAUCGAUCUGAGGAGACUCAAGGCCCUUGAAGGGGCAUCGGAUGAUUUGUCGCAAUUACGAUACCGAAUUGGCACAGGUUAUGAAACGCGCUUCUUGAAUGAUCUUCUUGAGGAUUUGAGGCAGCAUAUCGAAAAUGUACCACUGGACACAACACUCCAGCGUUGGGGCGCCUCGUUUCAACGACAACGUGGGGCUCAACGCUCCGGUGCUGCUUUCUCUCCAGCAUACAUGUCAUUUGAUGAGGAAUUGAAGUUGAAAUUACGUGUGCAUCUCACAGGACUUGCUCGCGCACGCCAUACGACUCCAGCGGCUACGUCUUUCAAGACUGCGGUUCUAAGGGAAAUGAAGAGUCUUAUCCGUAAACACAUGCCCAGUUCCAGUGACGAUGAUAACGAGUCAAUGGUUUCAGUUUCCACCCAGAAAUCGCAACAGAUUAGCCAGCAAGAGAAAUCAACAAUCCUUGCUCGCAACCUUCGCGCGAUGGAUGCCGAGGACUCUUACGUCAUGGUUGCCCGUGUCUAUACUGGUAUCAGCGAAUCGUUGCGGAGGCUAAGCGUACAAGUGAAGGUCCUCCUUGAUAUUGCCAGUGGAUUGGGUAACCCGCCCUCCCCUGGCAUUAAGUCUCCCAAGACUCCUGGUCCGCAGGCCGCAGAGAACCUGGAGGCUCCCAGAUCAGACCCACAGCUGGAGGCAACUGUGGUUGCGCAGGACGAAAUUCUGCAGGUUCUGGAUAUGUCCAGCCUUCUAGGGCAGGCUGUUGAUAUCGCGCAGUCACAGAUAAACAAGGUGUUAAAAGUGCGGUCCGAGCAGACCUCUCAUCUACCAAAAGAGGACUUUCUUAAGUACUUUACACUCAAUCGGCUCUUUGCUGAUGAAUGCGAGGCGAUCUCUGGACGAAGUGGCACUGCUCUAAAGACUUUGGUGGGUAACCAGAUCCGAGACUAUAUUACUCGGUUUGGCGAUAUCCAACGCCAUCGUAUUGUCGAGGUAAUGGAUUCCGACCGAUGGGAUGCAAAGGACUUUGGUGAAUCCGAAAGCACCACUCUGAAGCGAAUUCUCGAUGCGAGCACCAUAGAUAUUGAACCCUGGGUGGAGAUUUCAAAAAUUUGGUUGCCUCGGACUGGCAGCAACGACAAGUCAGAUGCUACGACUGUCAACGGCUCCGGAAAGGAUAAAAUCCGGAGUGCUGUCAUUGAUGAGCAAAAGUACAUUCUCUCAGAUAGUGCGAUAGCGAUGAUGAAGAGCAUCGAAGAAUUCCAGUUCCUUAUGGCGAACAUUCCUAGCAUGAUCCAGGAAAUUGCUCCUGGGCUCCUGGAGACGUUGAAACUGUUCAACUCGCGAUCCUCCCAGCUGAUUCUGGGUGCCGGAGCCACUAGAAGUGCUGGACUCAAGAAUAUCACAACGAAGCACCUAGCUCUAUCUUCUCAAGCACUCAGUUUUAUUAUUGCACUAGUGCCGUACGUCCGGGAAUUUGUUCGUCGUCACGCCCCGGGCAGCUCUUUGAUGGGUGAAUUCGAUAAGGUUAAGCGACUGUGUCAGGAGCAUCAGUCUGGCAUCCAUGAGAAGUUGGUUGACAUAAUGAGCUCUCGAUCCGCUGUACACGUAAAUUCCAUGAGGAAGAUUGACUGGGACGCUGACACUGGCGGCAACUCUGUCAAUCCCUACAUGGAGACAUUGGCGAAAGAAACUGGCACACUGCAUCGUGUGCUGAGCAAGCAUUUGCCAGAUAUGACUGUUUCUAUGAUCAUGGACCCUGUCUUUAGCAGCUAUCGAGAACAGUGGACCCAGGCUUUUCAAGAAGUGACCAUUAAUUCGGACACCGGAAGACAAAGAUUGCAACGGGAUGUAGAAUUCUUCCAGUCGAAGCUUAGCAAAAUAGCCGGUUUUGGGAAUCUAGGUGACUCCCUUCUUGACUUGGUCAAGCAAAAGAACACUGCGGCAGAAGCGCAGGAAACGGCGUCGACUGAAGGCGACUCAUCGAAGAGCUCCCCCAAGGCCAGUGAGGAUACCAAGGGCUCUCAGGAAUAG
Molecule: messenger RNA, 3279 nt
Organism: Aspergillus tanneri
Lineage: Eukaryota; Fungi; Ascomycota; Eurotiomycetes; Eurotiales; Aspergillaceae
Exons: 3
Coding region: 1-3279 (1092 amino acids)
Biological process (GO): retrograde transport, endosome to Golgi; Golgi to vacuole transport
Cellular component (GO): GARP complex
Molecular function (GO): syntaxin binding
Source: RefSeq, a predicted model, not a curated record